GCUCAAAGGUGAGGCCAGAGUCAAAGAUCACACAAAGAGCGAAAGAGGACGAUCUGUAUUAUGAGGAUAUACAUGGUGCGUUGUAUUAUUAUAUAUAUUGCUGUGUAUUAUUAUACCUGUGGCAGUGUAUUAUUAUUGUACACGUUGCAGUGUAUUAUACAUUUUCCUAAUUAUUAUAUAAGUUGCAGUAUAUGGUUAUACCUGUUGAUUUGUAUUAUAAUAAUAAGUUGCAGUUUAUUAUUACUAUACAUGUUGCAGUGUAUUAUUAUAAUAUAUGUUACAGUGUAUUAUUAUUAUUACAUAUUGCAGUGUAUUAUACAUGUUGCAGUGUAUUAUACAUGUUGCAGUGUAUUAUCAUUACAUUGCAGUGUAUCAUUACAUAUUGCAGUGUAUUAUACAUGUUGCAGUGUAUUAUUAUACAUGUUACAGUGUAUUAUGUUACAGUGUAUUAUUAUUAUACAUGUUACAGUGUUAUUAUUAUUAUACAUGUUGCAGUGUAUUAUUAUUAAACAUGUUGCAGUGUAUUAUUAUUAGUAGUAUUACAUGUUGCAGUGUAUUAUUUUUUUACAUGUUGCAGUGUAUUUUUUUUACAUGUUGCAGUGUAUUAUACAUGUUGCAGUGUAUUAUUAAUGUUAGUGUAUUAUUAUUAUACAUGUUGCAGUGUAUUAUUGUUGUUUUUAUUAAUAUACAUGUUGCAGUGUAUUAUUAUUACAUGUUGCAUUGUAUUAUUAUUAUUAUUAUUACAUGUUGCAGUGUAUUGUUAUUAUUAUUAUUAUUAUUAUACAUGUUGCAGUGUAUUAUUAUACAUGUUGCAGUGUAUUAUUAUUAUUACAUGUUGCAGUGUAUUAUCAUUAUUACAUGUUGCAGUGUAUUAUUGUUAUUACAUGUUGCAGUGUAUUAUUACAUGUUGCAGUGUAUUAUUAUUAUUAUUAUUACAUGUUGCAGUGUUAUUACAUGUUGCAGUGUAUUAUUAUUCAUGUUAGUGUAUUAUUAUUAUUACAUGUUGCAGUGUAUUAUUGUUGUUUUUAUUAUUAUACAUGUUGCAGUGUAUUAUUACAUGUUGCAGUGUAUUAUUAUUAUUACAUGUCGCAGUGUAUUAUUAUUAUACAUGUUGCAGUGUAUUAUUACAUGUUGCAGUGUAUUAUUAUUAUUACAUGUUGCAGUGUAUUAUUAUUAUUAUUACAUGUUGCAGUGUAUUAUUAGUUACAGUGUAUUAUUAUUAUUAUUACAUGUUGCAGUGUAUUAUAUGUUGCAGUGUAUUAUUAUUAUUAUUAUAUGUUGCAGUGUAUUAUUAGUUACAGUGUAUUAUUAUUAUUAUUACAUGUUGCAGUGUAUUAUAUGUGGCAGUGUAUUAUUAUUAUUAUUAUUAUAUGUUGCAGUGUAUUAUUAUUAUUAUAUGUUGCAGUGUAUUAUUAUUACAUGUUGCAGUGUAUUAUUAUUAUUAUUACAUGUUGCAGUGUAUUAUUAUUAUAUUAUAUAUUCUACAUAGAGGAUGCCUGAUGUCUAUGUAAUAAAGCACUCACGCUGGCCCCGCCCCCUUGGUUCUGUAAACACGCCUCAGUCACGUGAUCUGAGCUCUGCCCUUCCCGUCUGUACUCACUAUGACGUACUACUGCCUGGUCACGUGAUGCUCGGUCGCUUAGUGAAGGUAGGUAGUCAGUGAAGGUAGGUAGUUAGUGAAGGUAGGUAGUUAGUGAAGGUAGGUAGUUAGUGAAGGUAGGUAGUUAGUGAAGGUAGGUAGUCAGUGAAGGUAGGUAGUCAGUGAAGGUAGGUAGUUAGUGAAGGUAGGUAGUCAGUGAAGGUAGGUAGUCAGUGAAGGUAGGUAGUCAGUGAAGGCAGGUGCUUAGUGAAGGUAGGUAGUCAGUGAAGGUAGGUAGUCAGUGAAGGUAGGUGCUUAGUGAAGGUAGGUAGUCAGUGAAGGUAGGUGCUUAGUGUAGGUAGGUAGUCAGUGAAGGUAGGUGCUUAGUGUAGGUAGGUAGUUAGUGAAGGUAGGUAGUCAGUGAAGGCAGGUGCUUAGUGAAGGUAGGUAGUCAGUGAAGGCAGGUAGUCAGUGAAGGUAGGUAGUCAGUGAAGGUAGGUAGUCAGUGAAGGUAGGUAGUCAGUGAAGGUAGGUAGUCAGUGAAGGCAGGUAGUCAGUGAAGGCAGGUAGUCAGUGAAGGUAGGUAGUCAGUGAAGGUAGGUAGUCAGUGAAGGUAGGUAGUCAGUGAAGGCAGGUAGUCAGUGAAGGCAGGUAGUCAGUGAAGGUAGGUAGUCAGUGAAGGCAGGUAGUCAGUGAAGGUAGGUAGUCAGUGAAGGUAGGUAGUCAGUGAAGGUAGGUAGUUGGUAGGAGUGGGGUCUAUCACUGUGUUAGGAACUCUCUACUUACUCUGCGAGGCUGAGCUGCCUGUCCAGCCGCAAUGCAUUAAGGGGAAUGUAGUUCAGAUCAUCAGGAGUGUGAAGUGCAUACAAGGCUGAUAUAAAGAAACCCACCCAGUCCCUUAUAAUUAAUACUAUAUACCGUAUGUAUUGUUUAUUUUACAUGUCUUCCAUCGCAUUCCAUUGAUGACUAACUUCUGUCUGGCUUGGCAUCCUGCGAAAUGUAGUCAGUGUGGACAGAGCAAAGUUUACUGAAGCUGCUAUUAUAGUCUUGCUAGUCAGUAAUAAUAAUAAUAAUUUAUUUCCUUGUCUGUGUUAGCUCGGGAUGGAGAAGGACCUGCUAAGAGCUGCGAACGCCGAGUUGGAGAAGAGUCGGCUUGUGGAGGCAGAGAUGCUUUAUGGCGAGGUGAUUGAGAAGUGUUCCCAGGACAGGUGAGAUAUUUACCGCCAUGGGUCAGGUGGCAAGGAGAGCAGGGGGCAAAUGUACCUGCGCCACUAGAAUGUGAGCUUUGGCGAGUGGGUUGUGGGCUAUAGCCAAAACAAUCUGUGCAAUGAAUUAGCAGAAAGCACAAUGGCAGCUUACAGAUAUUGUAUUUAAUGCUUAUUGACAUGAUACGUGUCAGAAAUGAAUGAUAUUCAUUACUCCGCUCCCCCAAGCAUUCUUUUAAUCUCUGUGACCUGUUUUACUUCUAACGUCUCUUUGUUUAUCUACUUUCUUUCUGUCGCCAUCUUUAGUAGCCUGGCAUUGACGUUUGCUCACUGCUUUUUACUUCCCCCUCCUGUCUCCUUUCUAGCGCAUUCCCACAAACGUCCUCUUGUCAUUGGUCAUAUGGCACCACCAUUGGACGGCAAUUACCAUAUUUGGAUGUUCAUCAGUGCACUAGGAUGGAUACUACUGGUAUCAAGAGAGGAAUUGUUGUUGUCAAUGUCAAUAGAAAUAACGCUACUGCUAGUGGCUCAUGCCCAAGAUCUAGACUCAGGGAAAUUGUACUGAGACUGCAAGUGGAGAUUGCCUUAAACUCCGUACUUUGUCAAAUUGUGUCAAAUGGAGGAAAAGUCCAUAGGACACAUUUUUCCCUACUUUGCUUUCUGUACUUUAAGAAUGGAAGAAAAUAAGAAUGGAUUGGGAGACAGGAAGAAUUGAUUAAAGGAACGCUAUAGUGUCAGGAACACACAUGUAUUCCUGACGCUAUCGUGCUAAACCCACUAUUAAGAUUCCCAUCCCCAGAGCAGUGAAAAGGUGUUUAAACUCACCCACAUUCACUAUGCUGCGCCGGUCUCGCCGUGGCUGGCCUUGCUACCAUGGCUGAGAUCAUCGAACUUAAUGAUCUCAGCCAAUUCAAUGCUUUCCCAUAAAAAAAGCAUUGGGAGGCUGUUGUGCAUGUGUGCAAAUCAGCAUCUCUCAAUAGAGAUGCAAUGAAUCAGUGCAACUCUAUGGGGAGCAUUAAUGGUCUCCAUGCAGAGCGUGAAGACGCUGAAUGCAAGUGCUGCAUACUGUGCAGCACUGACCCAGGAAGCACCUCUAGUAGCCGUCUAGGUGGCUGCAACUAGAGGGGUACUAGGCAGUAAUGUAAACACUGCAUCUUCUCUGAAAAGGCAGUGUUUCCAUGAAAAAGCCUGCAGAAAAAGGCUAUAGACACCAGAACAACUACAUUAGGCUGCAGUUGUUCUGGUGACUUCAGUGUUCUUUUAAAAAAAGGGAGCUACUUUAAAAAUUACCGGUUUUCUUAAACAGCUCUGUCACCUUGGAGAGAUAUAUAUAUAUAUAUAUAUAUAUAAUAUAAUAUAUAUAUGUAAUAUUUAUGAAAAUCACUUUCUUGGAUGUGUUAGAAUACCUUUAUUUUCAAAUUCUAUUGUAAUUAACAGAAAUACAUGAGACAAAGUAGGGACUACUUUUUCUCAUGUAAUUGCCAAUUUUUGUCAAAGAGUGUCUGUUGCCAAUUCCCAUGAACCGUUGCUUGUGAUAGCUAUUAGAAACACGCAUAAUCUUGUGCUGUGUGCAAUAGGUGGCACCUUAUUGUCCAUGUGCAAGGUUAUCUUUGGAGGUGAGCUGCAGGACUGUGAUCUAUGCAUCAAAACCACAUAAUUGAGCUAAAGUAGUUUUGGUUGUUGGACUAAAACUACAAAGGCCUACGCUGUAUACCAACACAACUUAAAUGCAUUUGAUUUGUUUUGGCUUCAUAUUCAUGCCUUAUUUUUUUCCACAAUCAAAUUAAAAAAGAAACAAAAGUUUGCCAUUGCAAAACAUAAAUACCUAAAUAAUUAUAAUAAUAUUAUAUUUCCAUUAAACGUACGCAUUGUACAUUCUCUGUUCAGGCAAUGAAAGAUCAAUGUGAGCUGAGCUGUCUACAUCAUGCAUAUGACGUCAAAACCACGUGAGGUCACAUCACAUAAUCGGCACUAAUUUUGUACUAAUGCCUGGAGUGUCCCUUUAAGAUUAAAAGUAGGGGAGUAACAUCUUUGACUGUCCACCUACAGACUGCUACUCUCAGUGCACAGCCCCACGGUGAGAGAGGCAAAUGUUAGCGUAAGACUUUAGCAAUGUUAUAUUUUUCAUAAAUAUUAAACAUGAUUCCAACUGAAGGAGUAUAACAGAGCAGAUUUUUUUUUUCUUUUUUACAAUGAAAGUUUGUAACAGUGAUGGCUAACUGUUGUGUUGCAAUGGUUUGCUGGGCAUUUUGGGAAAUGUUCACAUACAUGUCAGUGGCAAUGUUAGACAUCAUGGGAUUAUAAUUUACUCCUCGACUGUCCUCUAACAGGCAGCAGGAACAAUGCGUAAGCAGCAACAUUAUGUUUCAACAGUGCAGAGUCCAUAGUACACUUUAAAGAUUGUUUGCACUAUGAAUACAUUUACUAUGCAAAGCUGUACAUUUAAACUAAUGUUUUGACAGAACUCACUCACAAUUCAUUUUCCUGAUCAAUCAUGGCAGCAUUUACUCAUGGGUUAGCUCCUCCAAUCACAGCAGAAAGGACAGGAAAUGGAACUCUGAAGUUGGUAUAAAUAUAUCCCCCCUUCCCACCAGGCAGUCUUUUUUUCCUGUCCUUCACAGCAGUCUGGAAGAUGUCUUCUUAAUCAGGCCUAGAACCAGGCCAAUAUUCUUCUGGCCCUGCCAGGGUUCAGCCUCUAAGCCCUGAAGACCCAGCAACAGCACAUCUUUAUUGUUGUGUUUUUUUGUGGUUCUUGCAGAAUAAUCAAUGCUGACACUCACUUCAAAUGAACAGCUUUACUUCCAAGAGUCACUGCUAAACUCACAUCAUGGAGUGCUCUCCUAAGCCCUCUAUGAGUUUGCCAGCCUGGGUACCCCCUUUAGUGACCAGGUGUUGAAUCCAAUCUCUCACUCAGGAAAUGAAAGCGGUCCUCUGCACACAUGAGGCCCAGCUGGGUCUAUUCCUCUUUUCCCUGAAGACCCAGUAAUUAGCACUUCUGUAAGGUGACUACCUGGGUAUGCCUCUUCUAUGUAUUCCACCAUAACCAGGUUUUUUUUUUUUUUUUAAACCUUCCCCCACUGGUGAUGACGAAUGGCUUAUGGGGUACAGAUAGAAGCCUUCACUUUAAACAGUUUAGGCUGUCAGUUGUUCAAAUCCGCAUUUUCCGCUCAAAUUAGGGCCUGCACCUGUUCAUCUGUCAGGUGAGUGCAUUAGUAAUUUACAUUAAAAACUAGCAUAGGCAUCUGGGUUUCUUUUCUUUCGUUCUGACCAAAUGUCUCGUGGCUUUGUCAGAAUAUUAGCGCUAAAUGCUUUAGUAUGGUGAUUAAUAUUACAUUUUUAAUGGCAUUUUUUUAUUUUCAGUACUAAAUGUAGCAUUAUCAAGAUGAUUAAUUUUAUUGUGUGUGUAUAUAUAUGUAUACGUUUUGUUUUAUGUUUCACUUUCAUUCCCCUGAAGGAAUUGCAGUAUUGCCGAUCUUGCCACAGCCUUCAAUAAUAGAGGACAAAUCAAAUAUUUCCGGGUGGAUUUCUAUGAGGCAAUGGAUGACUACACAGAAGCAAUCAAAGUUAAUCCUAAUUUUGAAGUCCCGUAUUAUAACAGAGGUUUAGUUUUGUAUCGUCUUGGUAAGUGAUCCCAGAUAAAGCAAAACAGUUAUUCUGUUUAUUUCUGCAGCCUCCAUUGCUUCUAUCUCCUCAUAUAAUCCCAGACAGGCUAAAUGAUGAUGAACCAGGGCUCUGUGGAGGUCAUGCCAUCCCUUACUAGACUAUUUUGAAGUUUAAAAAUGAAACCAUAACCACUGCAGUUUGCUGUAGCAAUUUCAGUGCUAGGAGUACCCUGGCUUCAUCGCAUGGUUAGAUGUAAAACUGUUUUAAUAUGGUUUGGCAACUUACCUGGUCUGUCCUUCAGAGCACCGCGAGCUGAUGUAAGACGAUGCUCAUUGUUGACUGUGCUCCGCUUAGCCAAUGAUUGUUUUCCUGCAAUGCGAAGCAUCACAUUUCAUCCUGUAACCAUGCUUUAUAAAUAUUGUGCACUGUCUGACUUGCUGUGUACAUUCAGGGAACACAGCAGCUCUAACUGGAGGGAGGAUAAUUAACCUGCUGCAGAUAUCCAGAUAUUGUUAACUAAAGAGCUAUGGUCAUUGUACAGCGCUACGGAAUCUGAUGGCGCUAUAUAAAUAAUAAUUGCAGCUUUGCUGUGUAGCUUACAUUAAAUAAUAUAUGCUUCAAUAAAAUAUUUAGCAUUUUUGUUAGGCUUGACUUUCCAAAUGAUUUGAUACUGUUUGUUUGCAGGUUUUUUUGAUGAAGCGAUCAAGGAUUUCCAAAAAGUUUUGCAUUUAAAUCCUCAGUUUGAAGACGCAAAGAUAAGUUUAAAACAGAGUCUUCAGGACAAAGAGGAGAAGAGGAGACGCAUUGCUUGCAAUUAACAACAAUAUUGGUUGAUACAAUACGCUAAUUCAAAUAGACAUGCUGAAAUUAAAUCUGGUUAGAAGAUGUGAUUGAUUUGUUGGACACUUACCAAUCUCUGAAACCGUACUACCUAGCAGAUCCGAGUCAGAUUUCUUAUCUUGUUGAUAUGUGCCAAGAUGCAAUAUUGGCAACUGAAAUGACAAUGACGUGACUUGCAGCCAUGCAGAUUGUGGUUGUAGGACACAGUGAUGACUAAACUCGGUGCCUCGGGUGAUUUCCCGUAAUCUUGUGGACUAAUUUUCUAAUUGUAAAUUCUUUUGGAGGCUCUGUACGAUUGUAGAAAUCAGUCUAUCACACCAUAUAAUCUGCAACAUUGCCUCCAUAGACUAUGAAAAAAAAAAUUAAGAAAACAAUAAAAACUACCAGGUAAAAUAAUGCCAUUUAUGGUAAAUACGUUUUUAAAAUAGAGACUACAGAUAAGCUAAAAUGCUAUGUACAUAAGAUCCAUAGUCUCUUUUAAUGCAAUAUUUAACUGUAUAUUUCUGUAGGAUGUGGAAAGCCGUUUCUCUGGACACUUUGCUUUCAGCCUUAUUUCAUUCUCCUUUGUUUCUCUCGGUUACUGACCAGGAACAUGCAACUUUAAGACCUCCAGAUAUUCUGAAUCACCACUCUGAUAUUCUGUCUGCUAGGAUGGCACAGAAGUGUCUUUAUUUUUGCAUCAGUAGUUUAAACAUGGAUUUCUUUAAAGGGUCAGUUUAAGCACCAUUAACACUACAGCCUAUUGUAGUCCUAUAUAGUGGUUAUAGGACUAGUGGGCUACUAGCACCACCAUUGCCUUUCCUUGUUAGCAAUAUCAAUUUCAGGUAUAUCUGGAUGGCAAUGAUUGACUGAGAGAAUCAUAUGACAGACUCAGACUAUCAAUCCACUAGUAAUACACAAAUGAGGAGCUGGUUUCUCAACCUGUGGAAUGAAGGAACAAAUGUAGCUCCACUCAAAUUAGUCCCAGACUGGCCCCGGCAUCAUUCAAGCUGCGUGCAGAGGCUUAUGUCUAAUUAGGUGUUAGGCAUUCUCCAGCAGCCACCAGAUUUUCUUACCUCUGCGGUGACAGGUGCGUGCAUUGCCCCAUUCCAAGCUCUCCCUGGCGGUAUCUGGUGCAAUGAUGUACUCUUCUAAAGCCGCCCAUGUGUUGGGUCCUGGAAGGUUGAGAAGGAUGAGGUUUUGGGGGAGCCCAGCCUCACAUUGACGUUGGCUGGUUUUAAAUGAAGCAGAAGGGCUCAGCUUCCUGUCUGUCAGACAAUAUUUCCAUAUACCGGGACAAACUGAGUUCAUGGUGUCUAAAAUACAGUAAGUAAUCACCAAACCAAACAAUUUAGUAAAUCAGCAAACAUUGGGAAAAUCUACAACAAAUUAAGUAAAUUACAUUUAUUUACACUAGAUUGUACUUGAGUCCCUACACUAUUCCAAAUUGUAACAGAUGGUUUACUGCAGGUGAAAUCCACAGCACCACACUGGUGCUUGGUGACAUUUCCCUAAUGGAGGGAUAAUAGGGUAGCUUGAGCAGUGCAAAUACAAUGUAGGUCUUAUACAAGGUAUCCAGUAACUGUGCAGGAAUACCAGGUACCCAAGAAAUUGAGGAUUUGUUUUAUUUUUAUAAUAGAUAAUCAAAAAUGAGGUUCUGUUUUCUGAUUUAGUCUUCUAUAUUAGGCCCCAAAGCUAUGUGUGUGUAUUUUUCGGUGUCCUCUGUGUGUAACUAUUAUGUGUGUAUUAUAUUUUCUGCAGGUUUUUUUUUUUUUAAAUGUGUAAAUCAGUUUAUUUAACCUCCCUGCCUCUACCUGUGGCCAGAGAUGGGGGACACACGUUUCCCUGUUGGUCCAGUGCUACACCAGCUGAUACAGUGAAGAGGUCCUCAUCUUCCACCUCCAGCAUUAUGUCCUCUCCUCUCACAAAUCCAGCAUGCUUUGCGUGCAAUGUGGAGCGUUGAUAUGGCAACCUGCGGCAAUGCUCUGACUGCCGCGGCUCGCAAGUGGGCACAGGAGGGGGAGUUUGGUGUCUCCUGGGCACUUCUUCAUUAUACUACAGCGUAAGGAUCACAAAUAUGUGUGUGUGUGUAUAUAACCAAGGGGCUGCUGGGGCCAAUUCAUACAAAACAUAUAAUCCAGCGCACUCACUUAUCCACCAAACGGUUUUUAAAAAAACCAAAACCCUAAUCUAGGCAAAAGUAAUAUGAAUUUAGUUACAUUAUAUGGUCAUACAUUGCAUAAGCCUGCUACAACGUCAAUGUACCACAUCUCUUUUAGGACUCCCAAAUUUUGCAAAGUCCCUAGAUGAUAACACAGUUUACAGUUUACUCCUGCACUGCUGGAGUAAAUGAAUACUUAACAUAUUUCUCUGAUAGAUGCCUAAACAGCCAUCACAUCCAUGCGAUCACGGUAACACAGUAUUUAACUUUCAGAUUACUCUGAUUUCCAAGUACAUGUUACUAUUGCCCACUGUAAUGGUACUCAUUUUAUCUACCUCAGAGGGAAGAAGGGAGUCAACCCUGCCAGGAAUUGAACCUGCAACCCCCAAGGGUUGAACAUAUUCUACUGAUGAUGCAUUAACCCUCUGAGCUAAAUUAUUUAAUGCUGACAGAUUAUGCUUGGGUGCAAAUGUGCCUUCUGCACUGCUGGAGUAAAUGAAUGCUUAUCAUAUUUCUCUGAUAGAUGCCUAAACAGCCGUCACAUCCAUGCGAUCACGGUUUUGCUUUCCACUUCACUUCCAUGUAGUUUGUGAAAGUAUAAGUUUUUUAUUAUAAAGAUGUAAGCAUCUUUGUCAAGCACUUAGUGGAUUUAAUGUUUACACAGCACUCUAUCAGUGUUUGUAAUGUGCAUAUUUAAAGGGACACUAUAGUCAGAGCAGUUACAGCUUAUUGUAGUUCUUCUGGUGAGUAUAGUCAGUCAUUGCAGACUUUCAGGGAAAAUGCAGUGUUUACAUUAAGGCCUAGGGACACCUUCAGUGGCCACACUUCAGAUGGAUACUAGAGGGGCUUCCUAUGAGACCCUGGACUUUCCUCAUAGAGAUAGAAACAUAGAAUGUGACGGCAGAUAAGAACCAUUUGGCCCAUCUAGUCUGCCCAUUGAUUCAUUGCAUUCAUUCUUAGAGAUGCAUUGAUUUCCUCAUAGAGAUGCUGAUUGGCCAGUCCAGCAUUUGCCCUGCUGCCCCAAACCUGCCUCCUUGGCGAUCUCAGCCAAUCCAGUGCUUUCCCUAUGGGAAAGCAUUGGAUUGGCUGAGAGUAUCAAUUCUGAUGUUGUCAGCCAAAGUUUUAGGGGAGGCAAGCCACCUAAAUGGUGAUUUUAAACUAUAUGGUCAGGAAUACGAUUAUGUUCCUGACCCUAUAGUGUUCCUUUAACUUGUUAGUAUGCAGAGAAAUGUAUCUGAUCAUUCUUCACAUUGCACACAGAACUGUAUGUUAGAAUACUAAAUUAAAUACUUAGUUUGUAGGUCACUGGAGUAUAAUUUACAAGUGCACAAUGAUUUGUAAUAUACACAUUUGCUUGAGAGUUAGUUAGCCCAAAGUAUGAAUUAAAAUGUAAGACUUACGUAAAACAGACCUGGAUAUCUAUAGGUGAAAACUCCACUCUGCAGCAAGCAGUAAUAUACUGUUUCAGUAGCUAUUAUACAAUUCUAAAGUUAUGUCAUUACAUUUCAGAAAUGUGUAAUGCUUUCUUAAAAUGUCAAAUAGUCAACACAAUAAAUGUGUACAGAGCCCUUCUAGGGAAGGGUCUACCACUGUCACAAUUGAGAGGAGCAUUCAGUUAGUGAUAGAUUUGCACUUAGAAUCUUUUUGAUUCACAUUUCGAAUCCCAGGAUUGAGCUCCAUACUAACUGUAGAGUAUCCAUAUUGUGUUGUAAUUCUAUAAAUAAUUGUAUCUAUUGCCUUUUGAGUUUGGCACCCUACACUAAAUUUAGUAGAAUAUGACGUUUGCAGCAUUAAACUAUUUGCUCAUGCCUCAUAUUUUAAUUUUAUCUUUUCUGUUGACAUCUCCUGCUUGCCAUUGUCUCCUGGCCCAUCGACCUUGGCCAGAACAAUAUGAACAUUUCGGGGUGAACAGUGUAAGCUUUGGAUUUAGGAAGAAUUUGGUGUGUCCCUCAACAUAAUCUUAUAUGUCUCAAUCAGAUAAUACCAGGGUUUGAUCUAUGUUGUUUUUGUACAAUUUUAGCAAUGUUGUACAUCCCUUUGGCACUGCAAAGUGUUGUAUCACGGCGUUCUUCAGAAAUUCCGUGGGAAAACAAUUUCCUGAGCCUAUUUUUUUUUUCUGCUUUUUAUUUGUCUGCAUAUUUGCUUUUAUUUGUACUGUCAAAAUACAUGCAUCACAAUAACCAAGGUUGUGUUGUGAAAUUGAUGAACACUAGCUACUCGUACUUUGCUCAAGUUGUAUAGAGCGAAGUGGUACAGGAGGUCUUCUAUAACCUAUCUCAAAAAAAACACUCAGAACGUUUUGCCACUUCUAUCCAGUGCUGUCGCAGUUAUCUUGUUUUGUGAGAGUUCUUCUUUAUUGCCAGCCAAUAACAAUGCGCCAUUGAGCAAGCUUUGCUGCCAUUUUACUUGCCAAGUGAUGUAAUCAGUGAUGUGCCAAUUGCAUGUAUGUGAUGUUAUUGGGAAAGCCUUACAAUAGUGAUGCUUGCUUGGUGGUUCAUUGUGAUUGGCUGGUGAUAGAGCCAAUUAGUCACAAGCACAAGAAAGCAGCCAGCACGGACAUUGGCAGAAAUGUCAUCUCCAGCACCUGUUCUUCACCCCACUACCUUCUUAUUACAGCUUAGCUUCCCACUGACGUGUCCAAGUACUUGGAUUUUGUAGGCAUGCUCUCAGAAUUUUAUUUAUUCUACUUCACCUGCAGGGGUGGGUGAAUAAAGCGGUUGGGGAAUUUGAGAAAUGUAUGUUGAAUUCCUGAUGCUUCUCACUUUAGUGAAUAAUUCUGACUGUGCUAUAAAAAUGUACUUCCCCCCCCAAUUAGGAUGUGAGUCACUUCUACAGGAGGUGUGGCUAUGGCUACAAAAACAGAAGUGUUUUAACUCCUAAAUGGCAGAGCAGAGAGACUGCAGGGGGCAUCAUCUAUACACCGAACCUGAUUAAAGAAGCUCUGCCACUUCUCAGUAUUUCAUUGAAAUACAAUCCCAAAAUUCCGCAAGACAAUAUUUGUCCAAAACCAGCAGCUGCAUUGCUCAUCAGGCAUAGUUUUGCUCACUGCGAGACGUGAUCUAUGUUGGGUCUCCGGUCUUGCAGGAUCCUCCAUAGACCUUGAUGUUUUACGGUCACGCAUACGUGAGAGCAGAGCACUGACAUGGCUCCUGGCAGAUUAAGCUCCAGGAGCUGAAGAAGUUCCCAGGAUGGAGAUAGCAAAAGAGAGGGACAGCUUCAGGUAAAAUCACACUAGAGGUACAUGUAGGUGUCAUAGGGCUUUGAUAUUGCUACAAAAUACAGCGACUGCAUAUUUUGAUCUCCAGUAAAUCCAGCUCAACUACUCCUGUGACACUGAGCCUAAAACUUCAGUUACAGAAUAUCUCUUAGUUUGCCAGAUCCUCUGACUCAUAUCCAAAUUAUCUAUGCACCACAACUACACCUGCCAACAUCUGAAAGGGUGUAUAUGAUUACCCCUUAGCAUCCUGGCACAACCUACCUUCCUGAGUGAGAUAUUCUGGAAGCCAUACCUGCAUUAACCAUCAAUAGCCUAGGACGGCCUUGUCAAAACGUGGCAAGAUAUGUAUUAAUUGUUACCAGAAAAACAUAAGGACAUGUUUUGCGCAGAAUUCCUGAAAAGAUUACGUGGACAACAGUUUAGCCACAAUACAAUUAGUGGUAUUCAAUGAUUAAUGGCCUUGCCUGGCGUCUUUUAAACGUUGAUCAUGACAAAUACAUCAAACUUCGUAACGGAAAGGAAACCUUUAAAAAAAAAAAAAAUACAUAAAAAAAAUGUGC
Pelobates cultripes (western spadefoot toad) is the source of this 13144-nucleotide messenger RNA. The record is from the annotation of a GenBank genome assembly. NCBI's taxonomy places the organism in Eukaryota, Metazoa, Chordata, Amphibia, Anura, Pelobatidae.